This is a messenger RNA of Danio rerio (zebrafish), 6339 nucleotides long. Lineage: Eukaryota; Metazoa; Chordata; Actinopteri; Cypriniformes; Danionidae. The record is from RefSeq and is a predicted model, not a curated record.
CUCUCUGUUUCAAUCACUUUCGGUUGUGCGUUCGCUCUUGUCUACGUGCUGUUUAGCGCAACAGUGGUUAUACUGGGAACACAGGAGUCGCUCACGUUUAACCUGCCUGUUAUAUUAAUAACAUGAAACGGAGGUGAAUGAAUCGGACACGGAUAUUGCUGUCAGCUCUACUCUGUGGACGCUCUCGGACAUGAGACCAAUAUACAGCUUCAUUUCAUAAACAUCCUGGCCUCCUUCUCUUCACAUUUUCCCUCACAAUGAGACUGUACGCUUUUCUUCUGCAGAACCAUCUACCAAAGAUUGAAUAUUAUUCGCGGUUUUCGCCAUCGCCGCUGUCAAUUAAACAGUUUCUGGAAUUCGGUCGGGACAAUGCAUGUGAGAAGACGUCCUACAUGUUCCUGCGGAAGGAGCUGCCGGUGCGUCUUGCUAACACUAUGAGAGAGGUCAAUCUACUGCCGGACAGACUCCUCAGUCAACCUUCAGUCAAACUAGUGCAGAAAUGGUACUUGCAAAGCUUUUUAGAGCUUCUAGAGUUUGAGAACAGGAAGCCAGAAGAUGGACAUGCCCUGAAUGACUUCUUAGAGACUCUUAUUGAGAUCAGGAACAGACACAAUGAUGUGGUCCCAACUAUGGCCCAGGGUGUGAUAGAAUAUAAGGAGAAGUUUGGAUUCGAUCCAUUCGUCAGCUCCAACAUCCAGUACUUUCUGGACCGCUUCUACACCAACCGAAUUUCCUUUCGCAUGCUCAUCAACCAGCACACUCUCCUCUUUGGCAAUGACAUCAACCCAGCGCAUCCCAAACACAUCGGCAGUAUUGAUCCCAGCUGCAAUGUUGCUGAAGUGGUGACUGAUGCCUACGAAACCGCUAAGAUGGUGUGUGAGCAAUAUUACCAAGCUGCCCCUGAGCUGAAGAUAGAAGAAUUCAAUGCAGCAAAGGCUCCUCAGAAACCCAUCCAGGCAGUUUAUGUCCCCUCGCACCUGUUCCACAUGCUGUUUGAAUUGUUCAAGAAUGCAAUGCGAGCCACCAAUGAUCUUCACGAGGGCAGCAAAGAGGGUCUUCCUCUUAUAAAAGCAAAAGUGACCCUGGGGAUUGAGGAUCUGUCCGUGAAGAUCAGUGACAGGGGAGGGGGCGUGGCAUUACGGAAGAUCGACAGGCUAUUUAACUACACCUACUCGACUGCACCCACACCCAGUCUGGACUCCAAACGAGUGCCGCUGGCUGGGUUUGGCCAUGGUUUGCCGAUCUCAAGACUCUACGCCCGAUACUUUCAAGGAGACCUGAAACUGUACUCGAUGGAAGGUGUGGGGACUGAUGCCGUCAUCUAUUUGAAGGCCCUCUCCAGUGAAUCAUUUGAGCGUCUGCCCGUCUUCAACAAAUCUGCAUGGCGUCACUACCAAGGAGGCCCAGGAGCAGACGACUGGAGCAACCCGAGCAAAGAGCCCAGAGAUACCUCCAAAUACAAGGCCAAGAGAUAAUUGCACUCACCCCAUCCAAACACCCAUAACACUCCCUCUGUCUUUAGUCCAGCUCAUCGAUGCUGUGUAUUCGAUACUUGUUAGCAUUUCCAGAGCAGAAGUUUCUUUACAUCUCUGCUUCAUCCUCCUUUGUGCAGCUACAGACAUUAAAAACACAACCUCUUUUUUAGCGUCUUCCAGGGUGGUUGGAGGCAAUGGUGAAGAUUUGUGGCCAGGGUUGAUGGAUAGUUUCCUUCUUUCUUUUUAAAUCGUGCCACAAAGUAACCCCACUAAAACAGCCAGAGAAGGAAAAAACAAAGAGCACUGCCAUUCAGAAACACACAGGCAAUAGAGAGCUGGUUGGUCAGCAGUUUCUGGUAGUCGAGUAAUGGAGAACCACUCUGAAAAGCCUCAGGAUUAAUUAAGUUACUUUCUGUAGACUCGAAAUUUCACGAAACCAUUUGGAUGUUCAGGUUAUAUGUCAGUGUAGUAUCAAAAGAAAAAUAUGAAUGUAUUUUGCAUGAAGAAAAAAGCUUAGAAGAGUUAUUGUAUAAUAUAUAUAUAUAUCUCAAUAGUGUUGUCAAGAUCCUGGAAUUUGAUAGCAAUUGCAGUGAAAAUUUUAAAAACGUCCAUUUUCCGCUAACAUUUGUGUGCAUUCUUAAACAGUGCUGAUUUGCUAUUGUGUUCAUGUGCUCAACAGAAAUGACUGUGAUUGGCCAUGAUGAAUUGCAGAUUUGAAAUGCUCUAGUGUCCCUUUAUCAGUAAACAGCGGCGUGUUUGGUGACCUUCGUGGCCAAAUCACAGUCAUUUCUGUUAAGCACGUGAACACAAUGGCAAAUCAGCGCUGUUUAAGAAGGUAAAGACUAGAUGGCCGGCCGGAAGUGCUAUAUGCACAUCAAUAUAGUAGCAUAUUUUUAUGACACUGUAUAACAAUAUUGAAUACUUUUCAGUAAUAUGACGUUUGGGUUGGGGGUAGGAGGAAAAAACUACAAUUUAUGGGGUAAUUUAAUAGAUAGCAUAAAUAAUACUCGGUACGACUACUCUUUUUACAUUACUGUGACGGUUGGAUUUAGAGGCGGUUUGGCAGUAGACAUUAUUAAAAUACAAUAAAUGGGAAAUUUAAUAAAUGAUGUAAAUAUUUCUUGUUAACUAACCAUAUCCGAUCUAGCAACAACCGUUUAAGAACGAGCUACACAGCACUCAAAUAUUAGCAUUUUUUAAAAACUCAGUAUCGAUUGGUACUAAAUUCCAGUAUCGUGACAAGACUAAUAUACUAUAACAUUAUAUCAAAUAUUUUAAAAAGUCAUGCAUACAUGUAUAAUUAUAAAAUCUUAUUUUCAAUGUACAUUCAUUUUAUUUGUAAAGUUAUUUAAAUCAUUUAUAUUUUUAAAUGGGUUUUUGUAAUAUUUUAAUAAUAUUUAUUAUUUUAAUAAUAAAAAAAUCAUCCAGGAAGGAUGAUUUUCUUUAAGAGUCAUUUGCACUUAAUUAUCACAACACAACCAAUUUUGCUGGUUCUACAAAUAUUUUUUUAUGCAAAAUCUUUCAUUACUUUUCUUUUAAUGCUCCACGUGAAAUAUCAGCAGGUUGUUUCCUCAUUAGAUGCAAAUACAAGAGAGUAUGCAGAAAAUAACGCAUCUUUCCAAGCACUUCGAAAUGAUGAAUAUAGAUUAAAUAUUUAUCUUUAUUUAUUUGACCCCACAUUUAUUCGCGCAGUCAUGUGGGGUGUGUUGGUUCUGAGCAGGGUCUCAGUCGUUUUUAAGUGGAUUAGAAGUAGCACUUCUACUAUGUUCCCUUUUUAGUCAGCAAUACAAGACAUUCUGCUAAUGUCAAUGAAGAGAGAUUGUGAUAAACUCUGAUAAGAAUGCACCACAGUAGCCUAUAACAGCAUUAGUGCUGUAGUCAUUCAUUUUUCUUUUUUAGUCUUAAAAAAAAAAGCAAAUACUGUUUGUACAGUAUCUUACUGCAUUUUGCAUGGUGACAUGAUAGUUGACAGAAAUAUGCUUGCUUGAAAAGUUUGUUAAAAAAGAAAGUGUAGUUCAAAUCCAUCAACAACCUAGAAAAAAAAGAGUUUAGUUAUCAGCUGACUUAUGAUCCUGACACGAGUUUUAAAAUAGUUUAUCAGACAUUCCUUUUAAUAACAUUAAUGUUUUUCAGAGGACCUCAUCUUAAACUGAUUUAUUUUGGAUUUCAACCAUUUAGAUGACAUGCAGAUCAUCAGACUGUCUGGUUUAAAGGAACCAACGCUUAACUACAAGCUUAACUUUGCCCAGGCUAGUUUGUUUGUUUGCUACACUGUGUACUAUUAUUUCAAAUAUAUAUAAUUUGUCACUCAAUGAUUCUUUUAUACGCACAAAGUGUAUUUAGGUUAACCUGAAUGAUUUUUCUAGUUAGGUAAGUGGCCUAUUAUCUGAAUUUGUGGACUUUCAAAACUUUUUUUUAUCACUUUUUUUACACUCCAAGAUGUAUCUCAAGAAACGUGAGGUUCACCGAUGGAAACUUUGCAGCAUGCUGUUGUAUUUAUAUACUGAUGGAUCAUUUAUCUGUCUUUAUAUAUUAUAUUCUGUUACUCUAUCUUUCCAUGCAAACAUUCAAAACCAUCUACGUGUGUCUUAAUGCUGCUUUAUGAUGUGUUUAGUGAGUCCUCAAGGGAACCUUUUAGGCGUACAGUACUUAAGUUUUCUCAGACGUUAUUGAAGUGUAGUUUUCAGUAUUUAUUUGAAGCUAUUUGUUCGUUUUUGUGUUUAAUUUAGUCAAUGAGGAAUGCACUUUGAUGCCUUGAACCCAGAGCGAUCCGACGAGAAGUAUGCAAGAAUAUUCCUGUGAAACCAAGGCCUUGUGUGUCGUUGUCAAGCUCAAAUUGUCCCAGUAUACUCUUGUUUAUGCAUGAAUAUGGUGUGUUAAUGUACAACACAUUAGAAAAAAAAACUGUUUACCUACUAAGAAAUAUCUAACCUGAUAUUUUAGUGUUGUCCUGCAGCCAUCUUGUAUUUGCAAAAUUUUUGGGUGACUUUUUUCUUGAUCUUAAAGGGUUAGUUCACCACAAAAUUCAAAUUCAUCAUCAUUUACAUGCCCGUUUGCCAUUUCAAACCCAUCCAAAGUCAAAAUAACAUUUUUGAAUGAAACCUCAAAUAAAAUCCAAUGAAAGUUUGGAGCAUCUGGUCAAAAAUAGAUGUACAGUAUAUCAUGUGUCCCACGCGGAAUUUGCGUACGCAGAAAUCCGCAGAUUUUUUGCAAAUAAUUUCAACUAUUUAUUUACUUGUGUAAACUUAUUUUAAUUCAGUUUUUAAAUUAAUUUUAGCAAUAUUAUUGACUAUUAUGAAAAUGUUCGUAUGAUUUAUUUAAAAUACAGUCUGUAAAGUAAUAUGUUAUGUCUUUUAGUAGAGAUAUUAUGUGAAAGACUUGCUUAGUUUACUAAAUAAGUGGAUCUAAUUGGAUUUGCAUUGUAAACAAUAAAUAAUUUAGUUAUUUAUUUAAUUGAAUACGUUAAAAACGUUUUUUUUUAUUUCAUAUAUUAACAUUUUAGUUAUGAUUCUCCCAAAAUUAUUUCGCAUAAAUCUGCAGAUUUUUUGCAAAAUUCUGUGCAGAAAUAGCCCUCCUCAUUAGUCACAUCGGUAUUUUAAUUUCUGAUGAUGAUAAGCAAUAUCAAGACAUUAUAAGUAAAAAGGUCCACUUUAAUUUUACGCGCACAGACAUCGUCACCAAAUAUAAACUGAGAGGUGAGACUUUUUCAUACAUGGCCUUAUUUCACUUGUCAGUUUUUUGUAAAAAUCGAUCUAUUGAAUUAAUCAAUCUUUAAAAAAAUGUAGACUAGAAUUAUGCAUUAUAUGCUUAAUUAUAGAGAGGAAUUAAAGAGGAACCAAGACUGUAUCAGAUCUUGAAGCUGAUCAAUGUUGAUCUUUCUUUUGAGGUGUAGAAAUGAACAAAACAAUAGUCAUAAUACUGUACAAAAUAUUCUAAGAUUAAAAUAUGGAAAAAGUUAUCAGAUGAUAAUAUCGGUCAACGGAUAAACAUGUGUCUUAAUGCUGCUUUAUGAUGUGUUUAGUAAGUCCUCAAGAGAACCUUUUAGGCGUACAGUACUUAAGUUUUCUCAGACGUUAUUGAAGUGUAGUUUUCAGUAUUUAUUUGAAGCUAUUUUUUGUUUAAUUGAGUUGAAAAAAAUCGUUGGCUAGAAUUGCAGUCCUAUCAUAAAGCAGAUCAAUGUCGAUCUUUCUUGUGAGGUGUCAGUGCAGAAAUGUAGAAAACAAUACAAAACGUAGUAUGAUUAAAAUAUGGAAAAGCUAUCAGCUAGUAAUUUUGGUAAAUUUUCCCAACGAAUAAACAGCACUCAAAUUUCAAAUUUCAGCAUGCUAUUACUUUCGUAUUCGUCAUGAAACACACAUUUUCGGGUAGGAAUGAUGACAUCCCGCCCUACUCAUCAUUCUUUCUUCAUAUAGCUGUAUAUAUAACUAUUACACAACCAUAAUACUCUGUGAUACAGUUAGUCCAUUGGAUCGUUUUGCUUUCUCACUACAAUCAAUACCCUCCAGGGUUCGUUUCAAUCCAGCUGAGACCACCUAUUUCAGUAAUCUAGGACCGACUGAUUUGGCGUGGAUCAGAGCGCAAUUGCUGAAAUCAUAUAUGCCAAACGAACUGCAUUAACUGGGCAAAUGAGACAGAAUUCAAAACAAAUGUCUAGGCGUGAAAGCACCUUAACACUAAAUUUUCAUGUUUAUGUGAACUAUCCCUUUAAGAUAAACACCAAUUUUAUAGAUAAAUGCUUUCUGAAGAAAACAUGACAUGUGUUUGCACUGACACAACAAAUCCUCAUCAUAAAGAUAUGGACAUUCCAUCUGAAGUACCUAAAAAAAGAAGAAGAACAAUAAAAAGAUCUUCCAAUACCAUCAUC